Messenger RNA from Phalaenopsis equestris, 1676 nucleotides. Its product is annotated as UTP--glucose-1-phosphate uridylyltransferase. NCBI's taxonomy places the organism in Eukaryota, Viridiplantae, Streptophyta, Magnoliopsida, Asparagales, Orchidaceae. Gene Ontology annotation, biological process: UDP-alpha-D-glucose metabolic process; glycogen metabolic process. Gene Ontology annotation, molecular function: UTP:glucose-1-phosphate uridylyltransferase activity. The transcript has 21 exons. The coding region runs from base 59 to 1477 and encodes 472 amino acids. Gene Ontology annotation, cellular component: cytoplasm. The record is from RefSeq and is a predicted model, not a curated record.
AUUUUCCUCAGCUGCGCCACAUUCACACUCCGCUUCAGAUCGGUUUUGCUUUGUUCCAAUGGCCGCCUUCGCCUCUGAAACUGACAAGAUGUCAAAGCUGCAGACCGCUGUUGCUGGUCUCAAUCUGAUCAGUGAGAAUGAGAAAUCCGGAUUCAUCAGCCUUGUCUCUCGCUAUUUGAGCGGAGAGGCCCAGCAUGUAGAGUGGAGUAAGAUCCAAACUCCAACGGACGAGGUGGUCGUGCCAUACGAAUCCUUGGCUAAUCCACCCGAGGAUCUUGAAGCGAUUAAGAAGAUUCUGGACAAGCUCGCUGUGCUAAAGCUUAAUGGUGGUUUGGGGACAACGAUGGGCUGUACUGGCCCUAAGUCUGUCAUAGAAGUUCGAAAUGGAUUUACAUUUCUUGAUCUCAUUGUUAUUCAGAUCGAGUCUCUCAACAAGAAAUAUGGAUGCAAUGUCCCUUUACUUUUGAUGAACUCAUUUAAUACCCACGACGACACAUUGAAGAUCGUUGAGAAAUAUGCCAACUCAAACAUUGAAAUUCAUACCUUCAAUCAGAGCCAGUAUCCUCGCUUGGUAAUUGAUGAUUUUCUGCCUCUGCCAACCAAAGGAGAAACAGGAAGGGAUGGUUGGUACCCGCCAGGGCAUGGUGAUGUGUUCCCAUCAUUGGUGAACAGUGGAAAGCUGGAGUCCUUGCUAUCUCAGGGAAAGGAGUAUGUCUUCAUUGCCAACUCAGAUAACCUUGGUGCUAUAGUAGACACAAAGAUUCUAAAUCAUUUGAUCAACAAUGAAAAUGAGUACUGCAUGGAGGUGACACCUAAAACCAUAGCUGAUGUAAAAGGAGGCACACUAAUCUCAUAUGAAGGAAGGGUUCAGCUUUUGGAAAUUGCACAGGUUCCUGAUGAGCAUGUGAAUGAAUUUAAAUCUAUCGAGAAAUUCAAGAUUUUCAAUACCAACAACUUGUGGGUAAACUUGAAGGCCAUUAAAAGGCUUGUAGAAGCUGAUGCUCUCAAAAUGGAGAUUAUCCCAAACCCCAAGGAAGUAGAUGGUAUUAAGGUUCUUCAACUUGAAACGGCGGCCGGGGCAGCAAUCAGAUUUUUUGAUAAUGCUAUCGGAGUAAAUGUUCCACGAUCUCGUUUUCUUCCAGUGAAGGCAACAUCAGAUUUACUAUUAGUUCAGUCUGAUCUAUACACUUUGGUUGAUGGCUUUGUGGUCCGUAAUAAAGCCAGACAAAAUCCUGCUAAUCCCUCUAUUGAGCUAGGACCUGAAUUUAAAAAGGUGGCUAACUUUCUUGCUCGUUUCAAGUCCAUCCCUAGCAUUGUUGAACUUGAUAGUAUAAAGGUUUCUGGCGAUGUAUGGUUUGGCGCGGGAGUAGUCCUAAAGGGAAAAGUGAUAAUAACAGCGCUCCCUGGUGAGAAGUUGGAAAUCCCUGAUGAUGCGGUGAUAGAGAAUAAGGAGAUCAAGAGCCCUGAGGAUAUCUAAGCUUCACUUUUCUCUUGCACAUAGAGUUUUCCAGCUGCUGUCAUCUGCUCAUUAAUAAUAAUAACUAUUAACUAUGCACAAAACUUGAGAAGCUACAAAAUUUUUUUAUGCUCACCCGCGUCUUAAAAGUUAUGUCCAGCGUGGUUUGUUUUUCAUAAAGAACUUCACAAAGUUUAUAUAUUUUUAUGUUUGCAUUUUU